Molecule: messenger RNA, 2598 nt
Organism: Sporothrix brasiliensis 5110
Lineage: Eukaryota; Fungi; Ascomycota; Sordariomycetes; Ophiostomatales; Ophiostomataceae
Product: sister chromatid separation protein
Exons: 2
Coding region: 1-2598 (865 amino acids)
Cellular component (GO): nuclear inner membrane
Molecular function (GO): chromatin binding
Source: RefSeq, a predicted model, not a curated record
AUGUCCGACACCGAGAGCGUCGACUACCUCCAGCCGGGCUUCGACCCCGCCAGCCUCACGAACCCCCGCCUACGCUCUAUCCUCGUCACCUACAACGUCAACUAUCCGUCCAACGCCAAAAAACCCGAACUCGUCGAGCUCUUUAACGCCAAUGUCGCGCCUCAGGCCAGCAAGAUCCUCGCCCGCCGGGCUCGCGCCAAGCGCUCCAGCAUGGGUAUCGUCGACGCCCAGACGUCCGCGUCCUACAGCCAGAGCACAACGGCCUUUGGCGACUCUUUUGACCAGGAGCCACCUCAGCAGUUGUCGCCCAAGAAGCGCCGUGGUCGGCCGUCGUCCCACGCUGCCACGCCACACAUUGACGAGCACGACGAGGACGAGGCGGAGGAUGCCCAGCGCCGUCAGCGCCGCAGCAGCCCGCGCAAGCGCUCCUCGCGCCAGAGUAGCUUCCAGCCGCCCGAGUCGACAGCUUCGUACUCGGUGGCCGGUGCCUCUGAUACCGACACGGGCCCUGAGGCUCGCACGGGCGUUGCUGCCGGUCGCCCGCCCUCCCGGCGUGCCCGCACAAAGACUCCUCAGGUCAAGCUGGAGCCUACUGAGGAGGAGCAAUUCUUGGCCACUCCUGCGGUGGUAGCAACUGGCCGUAACGCGCACCUGAGCUCCGCCGAUGAGAACAACAACACCGUCUUUACCUACGACAACCCCUUCCAGAGCGGCAGCUCGCCGCUCUCGGGCUCCUCGCCCGCCCAGCGCCGGCGCACCACUAACUAUGACGAGACGGCCUCGCACAAACACACGUCGACGAGCACGUCCGGGCGCGUUCCAUCGUCGUCACGGAAGUCCCGUGUCGUGUCCUCGCCGGCUGCACAGCCGGCCUACGACUCUCCACCCAUCCGUGCUGUUGCACAACGGCGCAACUCGCCUUUUGCCAAGGCGGUAUCACAGUCACCCGAGCCCGAGGAGGAAGAGGAACAGUCUGACGAGGAGGAUUACGACCCACUUGCGCCCGGCGAGGAGUUUACACCGGAAGAGCAGCUAGAGUUGACACAACAGGAAGAGGUCCAGCGGCGCCAGAACGUCGGAUCCAACCGGCGCUCUGGAAAGGGUAGCAGCAAAGCCGUGACCCGGCGGAGAAGGGGCUUCGUGUCGUCCCUAUCCACACCGCUUCUGGUGCUAUUUCUGACGCUGCUUGGUUUAUAUGGCGGUUGGUACCGCCAAGAGAAGCGCGCUGUCGGCUUCUGCGGCCUCGGCCGCUUGGCUGUCCCACUUCUGUCGGAGCAGAUCGAAAAGCUGGAGUGGCUGCCGGACUGGGUGCGCGACAUCGAAAUCCCAAACAGUCUGCAGGUGUUCAUUGAGCCGACGUGCGAGCCCUGCCCGUCGCAUGCCUUCUGUUACUCGGACUUUACCGUGCGCUGCGAGAACGGCUACAUUGAAAAGCCGCACCCGCUGGCCCUCGGCGGCCUGGUUCCACUGCCGCCCACGUGCGAGCCCGACGGCGAACGAGCCCGUCGCGUCAAGGCCGUCGCUGACAAGGCCAUCGAGGAGCUGCGUGACCGUCGCGCCAAGUGGGAGUGCGGCGACCUCGUCGACGACGAGGGUCAGGUACCCGAGGAUCCGGCCAUCGACGUGCCUGUUCUCAAGGAAGUUAUCAGCGAGAAGCGCAGCAAGAAGAUGAGCAAAGAGGAGUUUGACGACCUGUGGACCGCCGCCAUUGGCGACAUCGAGUCCCGCGACGAGGUCGAGUCCGAGCCGGAUUCCAACUACGCCGCCACAGAUCCCGGAACAGUUCCAAACACCCGCCUAUCGUCCACCUCGCUCGCUCGCCUUCCGCUCACCUGCGCCGUCCGCCGGUCCAUCCGACUCGGCCUCGCAAGACAUCGACUCUCUCUUUCAGUUUUAAUCCUAUCCCUCUUUGGCGUCGCCUACCUCCGCCACCAGAUCAGGGCCCGCCGUGCAGACCGCGCCCGCGUACCCGCGCUGGUGGAUAUUGUGCUGGAGCGGCUCGCGGCCCAGAAGGAAUUGUGGCUGUAUGAGGACGACUUUGAAGGCGGCGGCGGCGGUGGCGGCGGCGGUGCUGGCUCGGGACAGAGCGAAGACGCGGACGACAGCAGCUUCUUGCCCGACCCCUUUUUGUUCCUGCCUCAGCUGCGCGACGAUGUCUUGCGGGCGACGCACUCGCUAUCGGCGCGUGAACGCAUUUGGAAGCACGUGCGUGCCGUCGUUGAGCAGAACAGCAACGUACGCACAGGCCAGCGCGAGGGCCGAAACGGCGAGGUGGGCCGUGCGUGGGAGUGGAUUGGACCUGUUGGCACCGCCUCGAGCGUGAUUGCCAACGGCAGCAGUGCUGCUUUGAAUCCCUUGGAGAUGAGCGCUGUUCGUCGGCGGCGCAGCGGCCGGGCGUCGUUGAUGCCGACUGGCAGUGGUGCCACCUCCAGGGCUGGGUCGGCGGCACCGAGAGAUAGCAUCGGUGCCAGCCGGCCUGGUGAUGUGUCGGAUGCCUCGACUGGUGAGGCACAGCAGCCGCAAAAGGAUGGUCCGGCAGGAAACGAGCAUCGGUCUGCCCUGCACAAACGGUGGCAGGAGUCGCGACCAUUCUACUGA